Messenger RNA from Eubalaena glacialis (North Atlantic right whale), 309 nucleotides. RefSeq names its product ubiquitin. The transcript has a single exon. Gene Ontology annotation, molecular function: ubiquitin protein ligase binding; protein tag activity. Gene Ontology annotation, biological process: protein ubiquitination; modification-dependent protein catabolic process. The record is from RefSeq and is a predicted model, not a curated record. Lineage: Eukaryota; Metazoa; Chordata; Mammalia; Artiodactyla; Balaenidae. Gene Ontology annotation, cellular component: cytoplasm; nucleus. The coding region runs from base 34 to 267 and encodes 77 amino acids.
UCGCAGCAUCUUCGGAUUCGCUCACAGGUCAAAAUGCAGAUCUUCGUGAAGACCUUGACUGACAAGACCAUCACCCUGGAGGUGGAGCCCAGUGACACCAUCGAGAACGUGAAGGCCAAGAUCCAGGAUAAAGAAGGCAUCCCCCCUGACCAGCAGAGGCUCAUCUUUGCAGGCAAACAGCUGGAAGAUGGCCACACUCUUUCUGAUUACAACAUCCGGAAAGAGUCUACCCUGCACCUGGUCCUCCGUCUGAGGGGUGGCUGUUAAUUAUUCAGUCUUGCGUUCAUAAUGCCCAAUGAUGGCAUCACU